Messenger RNA from Seriola dumerili (greater amberjack), 1546 nucleotides. Its product is annotated as selection and upkeep of intraepithelial T-cells protein 1-like. The record is from RefSeq and is a predicted model, not a curated record. Bases 65 to 1546 code for a protein of 493 amino acids. The transcript is spliced from 6 exons. NCBI's taxonomy places the organism in Eukaryota, Metazoa, Chordata, Actinopteri, Carangiformes, Carangidae.
CCCCACUGAGGACCGGUGGACGAGGUGUCCGGUCUGAUCCAGAUGUGUCUGUGCUCAGGGAGUCAUGGCCGCAGUCUUCAGACUUCCAGACAUGCACUUUAAUCUUUUCCUCACAUCGGGUUUGUCCGUUUGUUCCUCGCGCGGCGUCGUUUUCCUGGUGGCCGCUCUCCUGUCAUCUUGUGCCGGAGAAACCUCAGACAAUGUGCCCGUCAGGAUCCGGGCCUACGCUGGCGACACUGUCAUCCUGCCCUGCCACAUCCCUGUCCGCGGUGACAUCCCAACAGUGGAGUGGACCAAGGAAGGUCCUACUCUGGACAUCGCCUUCCUGUACCGCCAAGGCUGUGAGACGUUCGAGAUGAAGAAUCCCGUCUUCCAGUACAGGACAAACCUCUUCAUGAACGAAGUGAAGAACGGAAACAUCUCCCUGAGGAUUUCCGACUUGCAGCUCUCCGAUACAGGAACGUACAAAUGCAAGACUCUCCAGGGGAAGAACCAGAAGGUCGUCACAACAGUGGAGCUCCUUGUGGGUGCCGCUUCUGAGGGACCCUCGGUGGUUGAAGGUGUAGGUGAUGGAGUGACUCUGCAGUGUGAGUCGAGCUGCUGGUCGCCGGAUCCCGAGAUUACGUUUCUUGAUAAUAAGGGAAACUACAUCGAUGCCGAAAACCAAAAGAGAGACCAAGAUUCCGGGAGAUGUUUCCAGAUACGAAAAGUGACUCUGCCGAUCGAUACCAAGAGUGUCACCUGCAGAGUUCACCAGCCUCAGACCGACCAGACCAGAGAGACAAGGAUUCCCAUACCAGCGACGAGUUCCUGUUCUAUGGCCUGGGCCGCUGUUGUAGUGGCUGUAAUUUUAUCUGUAUUGAUCUCGUGUGUGUCAGCGCCACAUUUACGCAAAAAGUGUGGCAGCUGUGGCAGGAAAGGAACAGGCAGGAAUGCAGGAGUUAACGAUCCGGGAAACCAGGCUGACAGCACUGAAAAUGCCAUCGCUGAACACCUCAGAAAAAUUGAGGAGCUGGAGUCAAACCUUCGUGACAAAGAGGAGUACAUUAAACAGCUAACUGCAGAACGGAAUGACCUGAGAUCAAAGCUUAUGAUUGACAAUGGUCCUUCCGAAUCCUCACCAGACAUCUCAAAUCCCUCUGACCUACAUCCACACCAGUUUCCUCACGGCAACAGUUCAAAUCCGGCGGCCUCAUCCAAUAACAACCAUCCAAGAUCUGACAACUCAACCCAGAAGAAAGAUUCAAAACCCGCCGUCUCCAGACAAAGUCCACCAUUUUACCCCCCAGUCAACAGACUGGGCAGUAAUAACAACAGCAAUCCUGCUCUUCCAGAAAGUAAUGGCGCUACGUCCAGUGUUUAUUCAGCUUCCACUUCAGAAGAUCAGUCUCUUGCCCGUUCGAAGAGCUUGUCUGAGUCUCGGCCUCAUCCAAAGGGCGGCAAGCUCCAACGUAGAUACACCAUCUCACCAUCUUACCACAACCGUUUCCUGUCAGAUUUACCUGAAGACUCGCUGCCAUUGGUAAACAUAGACAACAGUAACUAA